Molecule: messenger RNA, 2448 nt
Organism: Filobasidium floriforme
Lineage: Eukaryota; Fungi; Basidiomycota; Tremellomycetes; Filobasidiales; Filobasidiaceae
Exons: 9
Coding region: 1-2448 (815 amino acids)
Biological process (GO): chromosome segregation; DNA replication; DNA topological change
Cellular component (GO): nucleolus; chromosome
Molecular function (GO): DNA topoisomerase type I (single strand cut, ATP-independent) activity; DNA binding
Source: RefSeq, a predicted model, not a curated record
AUGGCAGGAGGGGCCAGCUCGAGCGAGGACGAGAGGCCGUUGAGCAAGACGGUCGCCGGUCAGGGUCGAGCGAACGGCGAGUCGUCGAAAAAGCCAGCAUCGAAGCAAACGAAGAACGGAGAUGCCAAGGCGAAUGGCAAGGAGAAGAAGGGGAAAUCGGCAGCGCCAGCGCCGGGAUCGUCGGAUCUGAGCGAGGAGGAGGAGAAAUCGGCAGCGUCGUCCUCGUCGGAAGACGAGAAACCUCUAGCAAAAGUCGUCCCGAAGAAGAAACAACCCGCGGCUUCGGGCUCAAAAUCCAAGGCCGCCGUUGUAAAGAAGGCUGGGAAGAAGGGAGCCAAGAGCGAGAGCGAGGGUGAGGAAGAGGACGUGAAGCCGAAGGUUGGAAAGAACGGCAAGGCCACAACGACGGCGAAACGGGGAAAGAAGGCGAAAGAUGAGGACGAGGAGGAUGUGAAACCGGAUGUCAAGGCAAAGGGCAAGGGACGGGCUAAGAAGGAGGAAGAGGGUGACGAGGACGAGUUGUUCAAAUGGUGGGAAGCCGAGAACAACGACGGGUCUGUCAAGUGGACGACAUUGGAGCACAACGGGGUCAUGUUCCCGCCUGCCUAUGUGAGGUUACCAAGUAACAUCAAGAUGAAGUAUGACGGCACACCAUUGACGCUCGAUCCAGAGCCGGAAGAAGUGGCUGGUUUCUUUGCCGCCUUGCUCGAAACGGAACAUGCCGCCGACAAGACCUUCCAAGCCAACUUUUUCCGCGACUGGUUGAAACUCCUCAAAGAUCACCCGCCCGCUGAGGGGAUCAAGGUCAAGGAUUUCAACAAGUGCGAUUUCAGGCCAAUGUUCGAGUACUUUGAGCUGCAAAAGGAAAAGAAGAAGCAAAUGACCGCGGCAGAGAAGAAACAGGCGAAAGCCGAGCGGGAGGAGAUAGAGAAGCCUUACUUGAUUGCAACUAUCGACGGACGCAAGGAAAAGGUCGGGAAUUUCCGGGUCGAACCCCCCGGUCUGUUCAGGGGUCGAGGAGAGCACCCGAAAAAAGGAACAUUUAAGUAUCGAUUGAACCCCGAGGAUAUCGUUAUCAACAUCGCCGAGUCGGCUCCUGUGCCCGUACCCAACAUCCCGGGAUCGUGGAAAGAGGUCGUCCACGACAAUACCGUGACCUGGUUGGCGCACUGGAAGGAAAACGUCAAUGGGAAUUCGAAAUACGUCUUCCUGUCGGCGGGAAGUACAUGGAAGGGUCAGAGCGAUAGGCAAAAGUUUGAAAAGGCCAAGAAGCUCCAGCAAUACGUCGAUGUCAUCCGAAAAGACUAUACGGCCGAGUUGAAGAGCAAGAUCAUGGCCGACCGACAACGAGCGACGGCCAUGUACCUGAUCGACCGUCUGGCGCUCCGAGCGGGAAACGAGAAGGGAGAGGAGGAAGCCGAUACCGUCGGUUGUUGUUCCCUGCGACUAGAACACGUCACCUUGAUUCCGCCCUGCACCAUCGAGCUGCGAUUCUUGGGUAAAGAUAGUAUUAUGUACGAGCAGGAAGUCGAGGUCGACCCGCAGGUCUUCAAGAAUAUCAAGAUCUUCAAGGCCGACCCCAAGACGCCCGAGGAUGACUUGUUCGACCGCUUGACCACGUCCGGGCUGAACAAACACUUGGGCAGCUACAUGGAGGGCUUGACGGCCAAGGUCUUCCGUACCUACAACGCCUCGUACACCUUCCAGGACCAGCUCAAUCAGUUGACGCCCGCCAAGGGGACCGUCGCUGAAAAAAUUGCUGCUUACAACAAGGCGAACAAGGAGGUUGCCAUUCUGUGUAACCAUCAAAAGACAGUUAGCAGGACCCAUGGCGAUUCUAUGGCCAAGUUGGGUGACAAGCUUCUCGCCAUCAAAUAUCAACGAAUGCGGCUGCGGUACACGCUCUUCAACGUGGAUCCCAAGAUGAAAAAGAAGCACCCUGAGCUGGUCGAUCUCGAAUCAGAUCUCGAGGACGACUUUUUCCAGCGUCACGAAACGAGCCUGCUCGAGACCAACAUCGACAAGGCCAAGAAGAAGUUCGAAAAGGAAAACGCCAAAUUACAGGAAGAAGGACAGAAGCCUCAAAAGGAAAGUGUCCUGAACGAGCGAAUUGACAAGAUCAAGGAGGAAAAUGCCGAGAUGAUCAAGGAAAGAAAGGCAAAGAAGGUAGAAGCGCCAGCUCGAGGGGCCGAUGCCGACAAGAUCCUCGCCAACAUCAAGAAGCUUGAUGAUCGUAUCGAGACGUCAAAGGUGUCGAUCGAAGACCGAGAGAGCAACAAGACUGUCGCUCUGAGUACUUCGAAGAUCAACUAUAUCGACCCCCGUUUGACUGUCGCUUGGGCCAAGAAGUAUGAGGUACCGCUCGAGAAGCUAUUCUCCAAGACUCUUAUCCAGAAGUUCCCUUGGGCUAUCGCCGAGAUCGAGUCGGACCCCGACUGGAAGUUCUGA